Molecule: messenger RNA, 1347 nt
Organism: Arachis duranensis
Lineage: Eukaryota; Viridiplantae; Streptophyta; Magnoliopsida; Fabales; Fabaceae
Exons: 1
Coding region: 1-1347 (448 amino acids)
Source: RefSeq, a predicted model, not a curated record
AUGAAUGAAGACUUCAAGAAACAUCUCACCACCAGGCCAGUGUGGACCAUGCAUGAGAUCCAGGGCGUCGCUAAGGAAUACAUAAAGGACGAAGUGGUAAGCCAAGUCGUAACCGUUAAUAAACGGCAGCACGGCAACACACAGCACGACAACUCGACACCUCGAGAUAACCCUCCAUCGAGGGAAAACCAGAAGGAACAUCCCAGACUGACAAGCACAAAUCGACCUCCCAGAAUCGGAAAGUUCUCCAACUACACACCCCUGACAUCCCCGAUCACUGAGAUAUACCACCAAAUAACAAACCAAGGUAUCCUCCCAAAGGCCCGACAACUCAAGGAAAGAACAGGCGGCAACAAAACCCUCUAUUGCGACUACCACCGAGGAUAUGGACAUAAGACACAAGACUACUUUGACUUAAAAGAUGCUCUCGAGCAAGCUAUACGAGACGACAAGCUCCCCGAGUUUGCCAAAAUCAUCCAAGAAUCAAAGCGCGCGGAAAGAGACAGGUCAUUAGAGAGAGAAGGACGCAACCCGAGGACACAAAGACAAACCCCCAGGGAAAGCCUAGAGACUAACCCGACCAUAAUCGUUAACGUCAUCACAGGCAAGGACACCCCGGGAAAAUCGAAGUCAGCACUCAAGAAGGAUCUCAAGAUCUUGGCAGUCAGGAACCAAUCCCCAACCGACAACGCUGGUAAGGCGAUUGCAUUCUCCCCUGAGGCCUGCCAACACGGCCCCUCAGCGGAAGACGCCCCAUUCGACAUCUCGGCAAAGAUUGGAACCGGGUUAGUCAGAAGAAUACUGGUAGACACAGGAGCAAACUCCAACAUCCUCUUCAGAGGAGCCUUUGACAAGCUCGGACUCUGCAGCAACAACCUCCAAAGACACAGCAACGGAGUCACCGGACUCGAAGACAAUUUUCUCAAGCCAGACGGCUCUGUCGUCCUACCCCUCACCAUAGGAACAGGAAACCAAAAGAAGACAAUCCUGUCCGAGUUUGUGAUCCUCAAAGACUCCACCGCUUACAACGUCAUCCUCGGAAGAAAAAUAAUCAAUGACCUCUCCGCCGUCAUCUUCACCAAAUACCUUCUCAUGAAGUUCACAACAGAAGACGGCUCCAUCGAAACCAUCCAUGGAGACCAGGAAAUCGCAGUAGAGUGUGAGAACACCAGCUCGGCCCUCUGCAAGAGAUCCCGAGAUGCGACAGGCAUCUUCCUCGCUGACCUCGAUGCACGCCAAGACCAAAGUCCACGCAGAACCAUGGGAGAAAACGACAAAGAAGCAGAGUGGGACCUUGCAAACAAGGUCAGAAGCAUAGCACACCUACGGAAGCUAGCCCUAAAAUAG